CAGAGGAGUCAAUUCUACAACGUUGUGUUUUUCUCUUGUGCUGCACAUGGCUGGGACGGUGCGCGAAGCGUUGCUGGUCACCGCCACGAGUAAAGCAGUUGCCGCUAAGCUUCUGUCUCUUAGCGGGCUAUUUGCUGUGUACAAACCCAAAGGGCCCACUUCAGCAGAUGUGCUGAACCGCCUUAAGGCGAAGCUGUUGGCAGAAGCUGGUUUGCCAAAUUCUACUAGGAAGAAGAGGAAACAUGUUCUAAAGAUUGGACAUGGUGGGACUCUAGACAGUACUGCUACCGGAAUACUAGUGGUUGGUAUUGGAAAAGGAACAAAAAUACUGAGUGGCAUAUUGGCAGGUUCUAAGAAAUAUGUAGCGAUUGGAGAGCUGGGAAAGGCAACUGACACUUUUGAUUCUGCUGGGAAAGUAACAGAAGAAAAACCUUACUAUCAAAUAACAAAAGAAGAUCUUGAGAAUGUUUUGCAGAAGUUCACAGGGAACAUCAUGCAAGUUCCUCCACUUUAUUCUGCCCUGAAGAAGGAUGGACAGAGGUUGUCAACGCUGGUUAAAAAAGGAGAACCUGUGGAAGAAAAGCCUGCCAGACCAGUUACAGUUUAUAGUCUCACUCUGAAAAACUUCAAGCCACCUUUGUUCACUCUUGAUGUUGAAUGUGGCGGUGGCUUUUAUGUCAGAAGCUUGGUCAACGACAUUGGCAGAGAGCUCUCCUCCUGUGCCUCCGUUCAGGAGCUGACCCGAACAAAACAGGGACCGUUUACCUUGGAAGAACAUGCUCUUUAUGAAGACAAAUGGACAAUUGAUGAAAUUGCCCGGUCCCUGGAGCACUGCAUGCCUCUUCUCUCUGUAGAACUAUCUCAUAAAAAAUUAAAGACGGAGCUGUCUGAAGAACACACCGUGAGCUGUGAAGAUAAGUGAUAACUCAGGUCAAGGAAAAAGACUGAAUGACUGAGAUGUUUUAAGAUUGCAGUGGGAUUGUCUUGUCUCCCCCUGUAAAUUUACAGUCCUGUAUGUGGAGGAUGACAAAUGACAAAGCAUUGAAAAUGAUAGCUUUUCUAUCUUUUUUGUUCAUGCUGAAACAAACACAAAAAGAUGUCCAGCAUUUUAAAAAUUUCCUCUUGUGUGUCUAGGUUGCAUUGUAAAUGUAUUUGUCAGGGAAGCUAGA
This is a messenger RNA of Eublepharis macularius, 1169 nucleotides long. RefSeq names its product TruB pseudouridine synthase family member 1 (gene TRUB1). The transcript is spliced from 8 exons. Gene Ontology annotation, biological process: mRNA pseudouridine synthesis; tRNA modification. Gene Ontology annotation, cellular component: mitochondrion. Lineage: Eukaryota; Metazoa; Chordata; Lepidosauria; Squamata; Eublepharidae. The record is from RefSeq and is a predicted model, not a curated record. Bases 47 to 922 code for a protein of 291 amino acids. Gene Ontology annotation, molecular function: RNA binding; pseudouridine synthase activity.